Cucumis sativus (cucumber) is the source of this 1253-nucleotide messenger RNA. RefSeq names its product probable CCR4-associated factor 1 homolog 9. Lineage: Eukaryota; Viridiplantae; Streptophyta; Magnoliopsida; Cucurbitales; Cucurbitaceae. Bases 186 to 983 code for a protein of 265 amino acids. Gene Ontology annotation, molecular function: poly(A)-specific ribonuclease activity; nucleic acid binding. The transcript has a single exon. The record is from RefSeq and is a predicted model, not a curated record. Gene Ontology annotation, cellular component: CCR4-NOT core complex; CCR4-NOT complex; P-body.
AAAGCCACAUUGAGAAGCAUCUUCGCCCAUUCCUUUCCAUUUGAGCAUUCAAACACGUUCAUCCCACAGUUUCCAUUUCCACUCAACAACAAUCAAACUAAACCCUUUUCAAUUCCUUUCUCCAUCCAUCUUCUAAUCUUUAUAAACACCACAUAAUAUCCUCAAUUCUCCCCAAUUCUCAAACUAUGUUAAUCCAAACCCGUCAGGUCUGGGAUCUCAAUCUCCUUCAUGAAUUCAAUCUCAUCACUCAACUCCUCCACCGCUACCCUUUCAUCUCCAUCGACACUGAGUUCCCAGGCGUCCUCAUCCGCCCCACCCUCCACCGCCACCCUCUCCGCCCUUCCGAUCACUACCUCCUCCUCAAGUCCAACGUCGACGCUCUCAACCUAAUCCAACUCGGUCUCACCCUCUCCGACGCCCACGGCAACCUCCCCACACUCGGCACCAAAAACUCCUUCAUCUGGGAGUUCAAUUUCAGGGAUUUCGACGUUGCACGCGACCCCCACGCCCCGGAUUCCAUCGAGCUCUUGAAACAACAGGGGAUUGAUUUCCACCGGAACAGAACUCAUGGGGUUUGCUCCUCCCGGUUCGCCGACUUGGUGAUGUCAUCCGGUCUUUUGUGCAAUGACUCCCUCACUUGGGUUACCUUUCACAGCGCCUAUGACUUUGGUUACUUGGUUAAGAUUCUCACCCGGACCAAACUGCCGUCUCGGCUUCAGGAUUUCUUGAACAUUCUCAAGGGGUUGUUUGGGAAAAAGGUUUAUGACGUGAAGCAUAUGAUGCGGUUCUGUGAUGGGCUUUAUGGGGGUUUGGACCGCCUUGCUAAAACGCUUGAUUUGGACCGGGCGGUUGGGAAAUCCCAUCAGGCCGGUUCUGAUUCCCUCCUCACAUUCCAAGCUUUUAAGAAGAUGAGUGAUGUUUACUUCUCAAAGGAUGGCCCGGACAAGCACGCCGGCGUCUUGUUUGGUUUAGAAUUGUAUUGAAUUAUUAAUUAAGUAUAUACAUAUAUAAAUAAUAUUCAAUUUAUUAUUUCAUCAUUACUAUUAUUCCAUGAAAUAUUUUUGUACUGAAUGUGCAUUUAUUGGGCUUAUGGCCCAUGGAAUAAAUGGACUUGUUCCGUUGAGGCUGAAUGUUGGUUGGGCCCAGACAUUAUGUAUGGGUUGCCAGUCUCAUGAGAGAGACCAAAGCCCGUCUACUCACCCUAGGGCUUUUCGUACAAGUGGUUGCAAAUAUAAUUGCAAAAUAAUCCAUUA